AAAGGGAGUAGAAGAUGAAGCCUGCUCAUCUCUUGGCCUUUGCAGUUUUUGUGGUCCUCUGCAGAAGCAUGAAGCUGGUAUCCAAGAGAAAUUCAGUGGAUGGCUGCAUUGACUGGCUGGUGGACCUCAAGAGGUAUAUGGCCUUGGCAGGCGAGCCAGUGCGCGUGAAGUGCGCUCUCUUCUACAGCUAUAUCCGCACAAACUACAGCAUGGCUCAAAGCACGGGGCUCCGUCUGAUGUGGUACAAAAACAAAGGGGAUUUCGAAGAGCCCAUUAUCUUCUCAGAAGGGAGGAUCAACAAGGAUGAAGACUCCAUCUGGUUUCACACUGUGGAAGUCCAAGACAGCGGCUUUUACACCUGCGUCUUAAGAAACUCAACAUAUUGCAUGAAAGUAUCCAUGUCCUUGACGGUUGCCGAAAAUGAACUUGGACUUUGUUACAACAGCACAAUUCGUUACUUGGAAAAAUCAGAAAUCACCAGGACCAAAGUCAUUUCCUGCCCGGAUACCGAGGAUUACAAAACGGGCAAGCAAGAACAGGAUAUAAUCUGGUAUAAG
Thamnophis sirtalis is the source of this 557-nucleotide messenger RNA. Lineage: Eukaryota; Metazoa; Chordata; Lepidosauria; Squamata; Natricidae. The record is from RefSeq and is a predicted model, not a curated record.